Molecule: messenger RNA, 1008 nt
Organism: Arachis stenosperma
Lineage: Eukaryota; Viridiplantae; Streptophyta; Magnoliopsida; Fabales; Fabaceae
Product: NAC domain-containing protein 83-like
Exons: 3
Coding region: 1-1008 (335 amino acids)
Biological process (GO): regulation of DNA-templated transcription
Molecular function (GO): DNA binding
Source: RefSeq, a predicted model, not a curated record
AUGACUUCAACAAAUUUGCCUUCAAGUGCAAGCAAGAAGUUCGAACCUACAGAUGAAGAACUCAUUCAAGAUUUUCUCCGUAACAAAAUCAAUGGGAGGCCUCUACCAAACUAUGGAACCAUUCUUGAAGGUGAAUUGUUUGGUACAGAGAAGAAUCCAUGGGAAAUUUGGGAAGAAAACGUUGAAAAUUCUUAUGACGGGAAGGACCUCUAUUUCUUCACUACUCUGAAGAGGAAGUUCUCGACUAACAGCUUGAGGAUGGUUCGCACCAUCGGGUUGGGUUCUUGGGAAGGUGAAGACAUCGGAAAAGAGAUUAUGGCCAAUAAAACUAACCAGCGCAUUGGAAUGAGGAAACGAUAUCGCUUUGAGAAGAGUGGUACUAGCCAUGAUGGUGGAUGGAUCUUACAUCAAUAUAGCAUUGAUUCUUCUUUGUUACCAAAUCCUUCCAAUAUAAAUAAUUAUGUUUUAUGCAGAUUUAGAAAGAAUAACAUUAAACCUCGUCAAAAGAGAAGGAAACCUGUGGCUCCUGAAACUGUGGCUACUGUAAUACCGAAUGCCAAUGAUUAUGCUGGGAUAGUAGAAUUUAUUAAACAAUCAGAAAAUGAAGAUGAAAGGAUGGAGAUUCAAAAUAAAUCAGCAAAUCAAUCACGCAAUAAUGGAGAUAAAAAGAUUGAUGAGAUUCAGAGAAAACUAACAAAUCAAUUAGAGAAUAAUAAUGGAGAUGAAAAGAUUGAUGAGUUUCAGAGAGAACUAACAAAUCAAUUAGAGAAUAAUAAGGAUGAAAUAAAGGUUGAUGCUUUGGUUACUACUAUUAGAAUUGAGGCAAACUAUGACAAAAUGGAAGAUGGUGAUGAUGAUGAAGAUCACAAUGAUAUGACAUGGCCAGAGUUUUUUGCAAUGCAAUUGAUAGAAGUUAACAAAGACUGGUUCAUCCCAAACGAUGAUGUCUCCCUAAUUCCAAAUAAAUUUCACAAUGACACGUUAAAGAAAUUUAAAAAGGUUUUGUGA